Molecule: messenger RNA, 4641 nt
Organism: Liolophura sinensis
Lineage: Eukaryota; Metazoa; Mollusca; Polyplacophora; Chitonida; Chitonidae
Product: acyl-coenzyme A amino acid N-acyltransferase 2-like
Exons: 9
Coding region: 95-1522 (475 amino acids)
Biological process (GO): fatty acid metabolic process; acyl-CoA metabolic process
Molecular function (GO): fatty acyl-CoA hydrolase activity
Source: RefSeq, a predicted model, not a curated record
AUCGAAGAUGCGACUAUUAGAUUCAGUAUCAUACUGUCAACAGCUUGUGGAAGCUGUGCCUGGGUCCGUUUGGUGAUCUGUCAAGCUGAAUGACAUGCAACACUUUAAAUUUGCAAAGGUUGUCGGUGCGCCGCUGUUUACGUUUAACAGUUUUCAAGUACAGAGGGGCAGAAACUUGAGAACACGACUGCUGUCUUGGGUAAUGUCAUGGAACUGCCCUCAGAGGAGAGACAUGGUGUCAUUAACGGCUGAUAAACCAGAUGACCUUAUUGACAAUCCAGUACAGUUGACAGUGUCAGGUCUGAAGGCAGGGCAAAGGGUCACAUGUCAUGCCAGCGUGGAAGAGAACAAGAAGAGAUUCAGCUCCCAUGCCCAUUUUCUGGCUAAUCAUUCAGGGGAGGUAAAUCUGGAAAGCUCUGCUUCGUUGGGUGGCUCCUACACAGGGGUUGAUGGCAUGGGAUUAUUUUGGAGCAUGUCUCAGAGCCCUGGUCAGCAGUCUGGGUUACGGCUAGCUAAGAAGGAUGUGACCACUCCUCUGGUUAUCCACCUCUCCUUGUACGAUGGCCACCAGACAGCUGCUGACCUCUAUGGUACUGACCAACUCCAGCCUCUGGCCAUGCAGACGAUUAACAGAUGGUACCUUAGUCACGAUGUCACUCGAUCAGAAGUCCGUCAUGGAAACAUCCGAGGAACACUGUUCACUCCAGCAGGUACUGGGCCUUUCAAAGGUGUCAUUGAUAUGUUUGGUACAGCUGGGGGUAUCAUGGAAUUCAGAGCAGCUUUGUUAGCAUCCAGGGGCUUCAUUGUGUUGUCUCUACCAUACUUCAACUACCAGGACCUGCCCAAGUCCCUCGUAGAUGUGGACUUCUCCUACUUCCUGGAAGCAGUGAACUGGUUCUCUGCGCUGCCCAAGGUUCACCCAGGAGGUGUUGGAGUUGUGGGUGUGUCCAUGGGUGGGGAGAUCGGGCUGUGGAUGGCUGUGCAUUGUCCACAGAUAUCAGCCGUUGUUAAUAUCAGUGGAAACCCCUUCCUGGGCUUAUAUCCCCUCAAGUUUGGGUCCAAAGAACUACCUGGUGUGGGGUAUGACUUUUCCAAGCUGACAUCAUCAGAGGAGGGAAUGGCUUUUCGACCAGGACUGCCAACAGUAUUAACAGACAAAAGCUUCUAUGCACCUAUUCAGAAGUCAAAAGCCAAAGUGUUGAUACAGUUUGGAGAUGAUGACCAAAUGAACCCUGUGGAGCCUCAAUACAACUACCUAGAGUGGUUACCUGAGAGUAAACGAGAGGACGUAGAACUGUGUGUGUACCCUCAGACAGGUCAUCUUAUAGAGCCUUCGUACAGCCCAUUCUGCAGGGCUUCCUUCCACAUACUCGUCAGAGACAAUGUCGUGUGGGGAGGUGAAGCUAGGGCUCACUCAGCCAAUCAAGUCAUAGCCUGGAGGAAGCUACAAGUAUUCCUGCAUGAAAAUGUUGGUCAAGAUACAGCAACAACCAAAGACUUCAGUCAUGCCAGUAGGUUAUGACAGUGUGCCACUGCAGGAUGUUCUAGGACAACAAGCUGAUAUUACUCAUUCCUAAUUGGUGAGAAUCAGUGAUUCUGCCAAACCAGCGUAUUUAGACAUCUGAAAUCUCUGGAAAAUGGAGGGUUUGCUAAGAAUCAGAUGCUGUCUCAUGGUAAAGUACAUUCAUUGAAGAAUGUUAUUCAUAGUUUUGCAGUGAUGCCAUGGCUAGUCUCACCCAAUCAUCAUCUGACACUUUAUUAUUUAUUUAUUUAUUUGAUUGAUGUUUUACGCCACACUCAAGAAUAUUUCACUUAUACGACGGCGGCCAGCAUUACGGUGGGUGGAAAUCAGGCACAGCCUGGGGAAAACCCACGACAAUCCACAGGUUGCUGGUAGACCUUCCCACAUAUGGCCGCAGAGGACCCCAGCAUGAGCUGGACUUAAACUCACAGCGACCACAUUGGUGAGAGGCUCCUGGGUCAUUACGAUGCGCUAACGCACUAACCAACUGAGCCACGGAGGCCCCUGUGACACUUUGAUCACCAUAUUGGAGGUGAAAACAAAGCGAGUUUACCUCAGGUGAAACAGGCCUUAGGUAACAUUUUACCAUAAAAAAUGAAAAUAUAGCUUCUAGGAAAGAAAUUCUUUCUGGAAAAGUAAUCAGAAGGUGCCAAAUAUGCAUGGCAGUUUCAGUCUCUUGAAGUACUCUAAUCUUCAGGAAUCUGCAAAAAUCCGCAUUUUACCCUUUUAGCGCCAUGGUAUUUAUCACCUCCUGUUUCUUGCAAGGAACCCAGGUGCUCGAAACUAUGAAUUUUUACAAUAUCGGUAAACAUUUUGCCAUGCUGGUUUGGCCAUUGGAAAACAUCAUCAUGGAUCAAGUUUAGGGAGUUGAUGUUGUGGAUGGUAAAUGUGCGUCUGUAAAAUAUGGUGUUGGAACUGCUUUAAAUGUGUGAUGCAGAAGAAAACUGUCUGUCUGAUUUAAUGGUGUGCAGGCUUGUAAAUGUAUAGGCCUACCCAAUCUCUGAAUUUCCAAACAAGACUGAAGUUGAUGUUGUUUGGUCGGUAAAUGUGCACCUGUAAUAUAUGGUGUUGAAACUGCAGUAAAUGUGUGACGCAGAAGAAAACUCUGAUUUAAUUGUCUGCCGGUCUGUUACUCUUGUAAAUGUACAGGCCUAUUUAAUCUCUGAGCUUCCAAACAAGACAUCAGCACUCAUGACUAGUCAUUAAAGCAUUCAUGAAAAGUGUUUGCACCUCAUUUUAAUAGUUUAUGACGUGUUCCAAAAUGAUGAAUACAAAUAAGGUUUUUGUUUUCAUCUUAGAGUGGUAAAAAUGGUGUUAAAGCUGAUUAAAGACUGUCCGCACUCACCAGUGAACUCAGCUGUUGGUGUGCUAGGCCAGUGAAGUAGGCUAUGAUUCUAUGCGUCAAAACAGACAUUCAUAUACCAACCAUCAACCAGUAAGGACGUUCCAGGUCAAUAAUCACAAGGUCAAAUUCCAAAACCUUGUAUAGCACAAAUCACUAGAUCUAAGAAAGUAUAAAAAGUUCGAAAAUAGGACUGCACGCUAUCAAAACAACUACUUGGGGGGUUACUGUGGAAGUGAGACUACGAACAUUAUGAUGUUUCGUUUUAUGGUAAAUUUAUGUAUUCUGUAAAUCUACUGUCUGUUCAACCACUAUAGCACUUUUGUCAGUGGAAUUUAUUCAUACAUUUAUCAGGAAAAAGACACUAAAAAGGAUUUGUUUGAGUCAUUAAAGAUGCAAGCUUCAGAAAAUUUCUGUACACCCCAUAGUUCUAUCAAAAUGUUUCAAAAUAUUGGUUUGCAGUGGCGGUUGAAAACUGAUGAAUUAUGGUGUAUAGGCCCUAAUUAUCUUUAUGCCUUGAUAUUUCUAAUGAAUAUAGAAGCACAUGUAGAUGAUGUAUGAUUUAAAGGAAUUCAAAUAUAGAGUGUUUAUUGUGCUUGUUAUGUGUGCUACAUAGUAUGUUUUUACAUAAGAACGUUUAUUGAGUAGAUGGUAUGAGGUGUCGAAUCUCUCCGUUUCCUGCCCAGUUUGUGCUACCAUAUACACCUCAGCAUUAGGGUAUGACUGAGUGGAGAAAUGCUGAAAUACUGCAUAAACUAUAAUCAGGUAAAUGAACAGUUAACAACUUAAUUAUGUUUUGUUGUAAUCGGUGUUAUAAUUUAACAGUAGGUGGUGGAUGUUUUAAUCAAUAGGUAACGGUGUAAACGUAAUUUGCAUGUAUUUUGGAAAACAAUAUUUGCUAAUGUGCACACAGUUUUGUCAUCCAUAAUUUUAUACAUGUGCACACGUACAUAAAAUCCUCAUUUGGGAUUUUGUUUGCAGAUUUGAGGUAAAACUCCACUCAAGUAAAUAAAUCAAUAACCGCUUCACUUAAAUGCGUGUAAGUCCUGCUGCGUGUAGAGCGUGCUUGAUAUUUGUUGUUUUAGGCAAACCUAUACGCCAGGUACAACUGACAGUUACAAAUGUAUGUUACUUUGUUGUAUUAUUGUGUCCCUUCACUGUAGUUCAUGUACUUGAAGGAGUUUAAUUCACUCGCCUAUCAUGUAUUGCAAUAACCUUUUAAUGAGUAUAUCGGCCAAGGGCUUGACCUGAACGAUACUGCACAUAUAUAUACGCGUACACUCAUUUUUACACUGAAAUCAUAUACACGGUAAACAUUUAGCUGUUUCAAUCUAUCCUGAUUAAACAUUUUAAAAUGCUAUAUUUCUCCAUCUACCGCCAUUAUACCGUCGUCCUCCGGGGAGUGCAUUAAAACUCUUUAUAACUUUCGUCCGUACAUCGCCAAUAAAAUCGAUCUCCUUUUACCGGCCCAAUCGAACCAGGCAGGGAGGACAAACACGCCUAUGUCCAAGUUUCAUAAAAGCCGUUAGGAUUACAUCAUAUCGUAUUACCUUGUAUGGUUAGUGGAAUGGAGUAUUUGAAUUCACAACGAGAAAAUCGUUCCACGCCAAUUAGCUGCACGAGACAUGCGAUACUUCAAUGCAGAGGCGAUCUAAAUGAAAAGGAACUGCAGAUUUAGGGACAAGAAUGCCAUUUAUAUUCGCUCUGGCUUAUAAGCUAUAGUUGUGAAAGCAAUAUGCACAUUGCGUAGUUUUGUUGUCAAUUAACGUUGCUUAAU